UUCCCGCAAACCUCUGAAAUCCUCGCUUCUAUACCUUGCCAUGGAGCAUCAAUGCGCUCCUUGCGCAAGUCUUACUAUCAAGGCCUUGAUUGAGCUUGCCCAGGUCGAAUUCCAAGCUCACGCGUUUCCCAGAGAGGCAUUCUACCGACACCAUGAAUCAUUCGACGCGUUGGAAGAGGCAGCACGUGAUGGCUGCGGUCUAUGCCAACUCAUCCUUGAGUGCUUCAUACGUACGCCCUGUGAUGUCCCAGGGCCUUUGGAGUGGCCCAGAGGAUGGAAUGGCGACCUUUGCCCCCUUGAGGAAGGCCAGCAGCGUUCCAUGUACUCCAUCGCCAAGCAACUGCAGCCUUCAGACAUCAAGCUCUCCAUAAACGCCACGCACUUGUAUAGCUGGCAACUCAUUGAUAAGGCUCUGGUAUUUGACGAGAUCUUGGUGCAAGUUGGCGCCCCAUAUAUGGACGAUGAUGAUGGGCACGACAUAUGGGGCUGUCCAGUCCUCCGACUCCUACUUACUCUCAGAACAUCUGAAGAUACCAGUCCGCGCAUCGCCGGUUUCCGAAUCGGCCGUUUUGAGACUGAUGAGGAUCUUGGAUCUCGGCGGAACCAUAUGCUUGCGAGGCAAUGGUUGACGGACUGCCGCAACUCACACAAGAAUUGUCUACCAAGCCAAGAGCACGAGCUACCUACUAGAGUGAUCGACGUAGGAGAGAUUCUGGAUUCUAAGGACGUCCGUUUGAUCGUGACUAAGAGCGCGAAAGGCGACUACGUUGCUCUAAGUCAUUGCUGGGGUGGUUCAAUCUCCCCUACCUUGACGACCGAAACCUUGGGGCCGUUCCAGGAUUACAUCACCAUCACGACGUUGCCCCAGAAUUUCCAAGACGCAAUUGCGAUUACUCGACAUCUGGGUCUCCGAUUUCUUUGGAUAGACUGUCUCUGCAUUCAACAAGAUUCGAAGCCGGACUGGGAGAAUGAAUCCAAAAGAAUGGGGUUGGUUUACCGCAAUUCAACCGUCACAAUUUCUGCCAUGGUAUCAGCGGGAAGCAGAGAUGGAAUCCUGAGAUCGAGUCACACUGAUUCCCCAAAGAGUAAACGUGCCACGAUAAACAUCUCGAACCGUCAAUACAAUCAAGUAGUUACUGUCCGGCGAAAAGAUCCAAACGGAGAGGAUCUGCGCGGUCUCGAUAUUAACUGUGCGUUGCAAACGCGAGGCUGGACACUCCAGGAGUACAUGUUGUCGCCAAGGCAUAUCUUAUAUGGCCGAAGCAUGAUUUACUGGCGGUGCCCACAUCACUUCGUCUCACCAGAUGGCCUUCCCUUCGGUAACAGAUCACCGCAGUCCGUCUACAAAGACCUCUCGCAGGUCCUUCAUUCUGGGAUCCCCGCCUCUUCUCCUCCCGGACCCUCGGAAACAAAUGCCAUUCUAUGUGAUUACUAUGAAUUAGUCAACAAUUAUAGUCAAAGGAAGCUCACCUAUGGUUCUGACAAGCUGCCCGCCUUCUCGGGCAUUGCACAACGUCUGCAUCCAGUCAUUGGAGGAGACUACGUGGCGGGUCUCUGGACUUCAGACUUUCGACGCGGGCUCCUGUGGACCCACGAGGGAAAGUUCUGCCACCACGAGAGAGACAACUACCGCGCCCCUUCAUGGUCAUGGGCUGUGACUGACGAUAUUUUACUCUUCGAGGAAUCGAUAAUACUAGGACCAAGUCCUUCGAGCGCUCAACUCUUGGAGUACAUGGUUCACCCGAGGGUUCCCGAUAAUCCGUUCGGGGAGAUUUUGUUCGCGAAGCUCGUCCUCAAGGCUUUAACCAUGCCCUUAGUCCGUAGCCGCCAGACUAUUAGUACAUAUCAAGACACUGCCACCAUUGGACAUGCCGACUUCGACGAGCCAUCAGGGGCUGAGGACAUGGUCAAGAUGGGGCACCCAAGUCUCUUCAGUGUCAAAGCCGAAGAUCGGGCCUACGUCGUCUCUAUCGUCACUGGGCCGGGAAACGAGUCGGAUUGGGAACUAGAUACGGAUGUCUACUACCCCGAUAAGUACACGUUGAUGCUGGUUCAUACUGACGAUACCAGCGAAGAAGAACCUGGAUGGUCCAAGUCUGAGAUACUUUGCCUGAUCAUUCAACAAACAAUUAACAAAUCCGAGCAAACUUACGAACGAGCGGGAUUCGCCCGGAUAUAUAGGCCCAAGUUGUCGUGGCUCAAGACGUGGGAUUGGCAGGUUUUGACGCUGGUCUAGUUGAUUUGUUAUGGCUUUUAGUCGUGUAGCCCUACCUGUUUUGGUGUUCAUAGAGCACAUCCUUGAUCCAUCGCAUUCUAAGUUGAGCGCGUGUCAGUGAGGUAACAUCCAGACCGAAGUACAUAUAUCCAGUCAAGACAGGGCGCAUGAGUCGUGCAAACCCGAGCAAACGAAUCU
Molecule: messenger RNA, 2413 nt
Organism: Colletotrichum godetiae
Lineage: Eukaryota; Fungi; Ascomycota; Sordariomycetes; Glomerellales; Glomerellaceae
Product: heterokaryon incompatibility protein-domain-containing protein
Exons: 2
Coding region: 41-2236 (731 amino acids)
Source: RefSeq, a predicted model, not a curated record